CCUCCAAGGUCGACUCCUGCCCCCCUCCUUCUCUCCCUCUCUCACUCUCGCAAACAAACCCAGAGAGUGUAGAAAGAUCAAGCGGGGAGCCUUAGUAUUCGUUCACCAAUCUUUGUCCGCCAUUGUAGACGAACCCAUCAAACCCUUUUUCCCCUUAUCCUGUCUGGUUCAGUCUCCGAUCUUCUCUUCUCCUCGAAGAACCGCCGAAAACGAUAGAAGCAAUGCCGACCCACCAGCGCAAACGCCUCCGCGAUGCCGACGGAGUUGAAGACCGUCCUCGUCGGCUCGAAGACGGUGAAAAUCAUGAGGACAAGCCGGAGGAAGAAGAUCGUGACGAUCAUGACGAUGCUGAAGCUGAAGGAUCUGAUCGGAGCUCCUUUUCAAGCGAGGGGAAGAAUAAAGAAUUUGUCAUGGUAAACUUGUCCGAAAUUCACAAGGACGUGCAGUGUCCGAUCUGUCUAGGCAUCAUUCGUAAGACUCGUACUGUGAUGGAAUGCCUUCACCGCUUCUGCAGGGAGUGCAUUGACAAAUCCAUGCGCCUCGGAAACAACGAAUGCCCUGCUUGCCGAACGCACUGUGCUAGUCGUCGAUCAUUGAGAGACGAUAAAAAUUUCGAUGCACUCAUUGCUUACCUGUAUCCGGAUAUUAACAAGUACGAGGAAGAGGAGUUAGCUUUCAGUGAGGUUGACAAGGCUCGUAGUAAGGAGAUCCAAGCCACUAUUGCUAAGGCAGUGAAGCGACAAUCUGAAGCCAUUGUCAAGAAACGAUCAUCCAAGAAGACAGCGGUGACAGAAUCACUUAGGAAAUCCCGUCAUAACCUUCGAGUUAAUUCGGUGAGAGGUAGGAGAAAUCUUCAGAGAGAUGACACAAGCAAUGACGAUGAUGAUGACAACGGAGAAAGAGAUUCCUCGUCUGGUGACGACCGUUCUAAGGAUGUCAGACCCAGAAGAAGAAGCAAGAGGGCUAGACGAGUUUGCUCUUCCCAACCUUCUGGAAGUAACAGUUCGGACAGAAGCAGCGAGGGAAACAGCUCAGAAAGAGUUAAAGAAUCAAAGGGAAGAGUCAGGAAGCUUUUGGGAUCUUCUGAGGGACUGGCGUGGGGCAAAGGUGGAGCAAGAAGUCACCCUCGUCAUGGAAAUGGGAGUGGAGGAAAUGGAAACGCCAGAAAUGGACAUAACAACCGAGUACCUAAGGUGGUGGAUCAUCUUCAGAGCCUGAAUAACCAAGAAAACGAGAUGAAUGUACACAUCAUGCUUGUGUCAAUGGACGAAAAGAAGAUACCCAAUUUGCAGAAGCCUUACCUCAGUUGCAGACAGAGUUUAACAGCGAAGUCCUUAUGCAGGUACAUUGCCCUUCAGAACGCAGCUCAAGCCAAUGAGAUUGAGAUAUACGUGGCGGCGAAGGAGCUUAGCUCCAAAUCCAUGGCGGUUGACCCGAGCAAAGAUGAACUGAGGAUUUUGAACAAGGAAGAGAAUCUUGGCGGGCUUAAGAUGUACGGCUACAACCGUGGCUAUGUGGUUCUUGCUUACCAGAAGAAGGGUUCGUACGAUAACGAGACAUGAUGACAACGAGAGAAGAGCCAAAGUGGGAUGUGUCAGAAACUCAGAACAUGCAAAGAAAAAUAAAACAAUACAGAGACUUUGCUAUAUACAUAUAAACCAUGCAAAAGAAUAAACUAUUUUUUUUUGGGGGAUUUGCCAAAAGCAUGAAAUGUUAUUGAAUAUUUUCCUUUUAUUCAUUAGCAAAGUUGAUUGAUUUAUACACAUGCACGUAUAGUAAUACACAAAUUAUCCAUGCAGUUAAUUGUAGUAGUUAUAUAUUUUUUUUCUGAGACAAAUAAAGAAAAAAUUCCGACAAGAGUGAACUUCCGGACAAGCUACGCCAAUAUCGGGUUUUGGUUUUUGUGGCAUCAAGAUUUGUCUCCAUGCAAUAAUAAACUAAAAAAAAGUUUUUUUUGUCACAUCAUAUUUUAUUUAUUUAACAAAAAAAAGGUUACAAGCAACAUCUGCAUGCAUCAACACCGUCAAAAACCAGAGAUUAGGGCGAGAUCCAACGGUCAUAACCGCUUUUAACAAAAGGCAAGCCAAAAAAAA
This is a messenger RNA of Tarenaya hassleriana, 2093 nucleotides long. Its product is annotated as putative E3 ubiquitin-protein ligase RING1a. The record is from RefSeq and is a predicted model, not a curated record. The transcript is spliced from 10 exons. NCBI's taxonomy places the organism in Eukaryota, Viridiplantae, Streptophyta, Magnoliopsida, Brassicales, Cleomaceae. The coding region runs from base 222 to 1562 and encodes 446 amino acids.